CACGAAUAGCGCAGGAGGCGUGGUGCUGCGUGCAAGCGUUCGUACGCAUGUAGCGUAACGUACCCUCUACAUUCCUCCCUUUAUCCAGUCGACGGAGAAGUCUCACCGGGCUGAGCUGAAAAGCAGUUGCUAAGAUAAUGGCUGUUCCCCCAACAUACGUUGACUUGGGAAAGUCUGCCAAGGAUGUCUUCACCAAGGGAUAUGGCUUUGGUCUUAUCAAGUUGGACUUGAAAACAAAGUCAGAAAAUGGACUGGAAUUCAAAAGUACAGGCUCUGCCAACACAGAGACCAGCAAGGUGUCAGGAGCAUUGGAGACCAAGUACAAAUGGGCUGAACAUGGACUGACCUUCACUGAGAAGUGGAACACUGACAACACUCUGGGCACAGAAAUUACCCUGGAGGACCAGCUGGCCAAAGGACUCAAGCUGACAUUUGAUUCCUCCUUUUCUCCGAACACAGGGAAGAAGAGUGGCAAGAUCAAGACUGGCUACAAGCGGGAGCACAUCAAUCUCGGCUGUGAUGUACAUUAUGAUAUCAAUGGCACUGCUGUGCAUGGUGCUGUAGUGGUGGGCUAUGAGGGCUGGCUUGCUGGCUACCAGAUGACGUUUGAGGCAGGAAAGAACAGAGUCACCCAGAGCAACUUUGCCGUAGGAUAUAAGACUGAUGAAUUUCAGCUCCACACAAAUGUGAAUGAUGGGACUGAAUUUGGUGGAUCCAUCUACCAGAAGGUGAAUGAUAAACUGGAGACAGCAGUCAAUCUGGCCUGGACUGCUGGCAACAGCAACACCCGCUUUGGCAUUGCUGCCAAGUAUCAGAUUGAUGCAGACGCCUCGUUUUCGGCCAAAGUGAACAACUCUAGCCUUGUUGGCCUGGGAUACACUCAGACCCUGAAGCCAGGUGUUAAGUUGACCCUCUCUGCUCUCCUGGAUGGGAAGAACAUUAAUGCUGGUGGACACAAGCUGGGUCUAGGGCUGGAGUUUGAAGCAUAGAAAAGUGAGGAAUGCAGCAAUCCCCAACCUCAAAAAAAGAAAAAAAUAUGAAUAGAUACCCUUACACACCUUGUGUUUCUUUUAAUAUCUGCGCCGAUUGAGAAGAGCUUCUGCAUUUUCAAAUCACUCACAGUUGAACCGCCACGUUUAAAGGACUUCUUAAGGUAAAUUAAUGGAAUUCAGUGGCUCACUUUUUCAAAAAAGGGACAAGUACUGUGCUGGGAUGGUCUCACAAAAGAUAAAUAGCAGUUGUAACAGAUUGUAACGAUUUGUAAUAUUCCACUAGACACAUCUGAUCAAAUUAAUUUAUUUAUUACAGUGCAGAGGAAGGAAAUGAAUAUUUUUUAGAAAAAUACUAAAGAUGGUGAGUGGUCAGAACAGUUGUCCAAAAAACUCUGGACAUUAAAGUCUAGAGUUAGACUAGUCAUAGUGAUACUACAGAGAGUCAUGAGUACUAGAGAACAUUCCUUUGCUACUUGGAGGUUAUUUCUGUAGAAAGGGACUUAUUUUAUGGAAACUAAUCUCAUUGAAAGAAGAAAAAAGGUAUGUGAUUCCACACUGUGGCUGGUGUAGUUACCCUUCACCUCUGCAGCAGCUCCACACCAAACCUGAAAACAUUGUGUUUUUUGUUUCAUGUGUCUUUGUGUGUGAAAACUGGACAUGAUUUUUUGUUUUGUUACAUAUAGCAAAAUAUUGUUUUACCAGUGUUCUUCUAUGCUGUCUGUAAGGUUUACAUCAAAACUCGUCAAGUGUCCCUGAAAUUAAAGGAUGGAUAAUUCAUCCUAUUCACUGGCCAACCUUCUUAAGCAAAUGUUUUGGGAGAAAAAAAAACACUGUACAUUUUAAUAGGGGAUGUAGUCUUCCGAUUUUGCAGUAGGUUCAGAACACUAUGUACUUGGCAGUAUUGUAACUCCUUAAAGGUCAAUAAAAAGUGAUUUAAAUAGGGA
Messenger RNA from Colossoma macropomum (tambaqui), 1936 nucleotides. It is a transcript of the gene vdac1, whose product is annotated as voltage-dependent anion channel 1. Gene Ontology annotation, molecular function: voltage-gated monoatomic anion channel activity. Gene Ontology annotation, cellular component: mitochondrial outer membrane. NCBI's taxonomy places the organism in Eukaryota, Metazoa, Chordata, Actinopteri, Characiformes, Serrasalmidae. The coding region runs from base 138 to 989 and encodes 283 amino acids. The record is from RefSeq and is a predicted model, not a curated record. Gene Ontology annotation, biological process: monoatomic anion transmembrane transport. The transcript is spliced from 9 exons.